GGAAGAGACAUCGGAGGAGACACAAACGAGUAUGAGCAAUACUGAUCGCAGUACUGUGGCACUGAACGCCGAAGGGUAUUUGGAACCCUCUCCAAAUGAGUACGAAGAGACGCAUGAUUUCAAGGGAAUCAAGGACAUCUUUGGUGGGAUAACAAUCAACACAGAGAAGGAGAAAUGCAAAAAUGAAGAAGAAUUUGAAAGAAAACUUGUUUCAUCGUUGGCAACAUUCAAACAAAGUGCUAUUAGAGGUGUUUGGCUGAGGAUAUCAAUUGAUAAUUCCUCAUUUAUUCCUAUUGCCAUUAAGCAUGGUUUUGUUUUUCAUCAUACAUAUCCAACUUAUAUUGUGUUGACUCAAUGGCUUCCUGAAGAUGAACCAAACACCCUUCCAAGUUUUGCCACAAGCUACCUUGGAGCUGGUGGGCUAGUUAUCAAUGACAAAAACCAGCUGUUAGCUGUUUGUGAACGGUUCAGUAAAAAGAAGCAUUGGAAACUUCCUGGAGGGAUGGUAGACAGAGGGGAAGACAUUGUCGAUGCUGUUAGGAGGGAGGUCUUAGAGGAAACCGGCAUUCAAACCAAAUUUGUUUCUCUUAUUUGUUUUCGUCACAUGUUAAACUUCCGGUUUGGCUGUUCAGACAUCUACUUCAUUUGUCAUCUAAAACCUUUAACCCAGGAUAUUAAUGUAGAGCCAAGAGAAAUCACUGAUGCACAGUGGAUGGACUUGGAUGAAUAUAUAGCAAGCCCACUGGUUAAUGACUCAAAUCGUUUAAUUGCGGUGGCUUACAAGAACAAUUUUCAUAACAAUGAUGACUUCAAAAUUGAAACAAAGAAAGUGCAAGUUGGUAGAACGGUUGGAACUCUCUUUAGCUUACAUCAGUACAAUCAGUGCAAAGAUCAGAAUAGAGAAGGUGGGAACUGAUCGCAUCCAUGAUAGAGAAUACCAAGUCAGUGGACCAUAGUCAUUAAUAAAAUAAUGUUUACUUUAUGUAGGGUACAUCAAAAUAUAAAAUUGGUGUUUGAGUCAAAGGGUUUGUUCCUUUUCCAUGGCUUUGGCUCAAUAUCACAGCCAUUUUUAUGGUUAUACAUCCUGCCUUGCUAGUGAGGUUACAAGUCUUUUUAGCAUUCUUCACAAUUAAUUUUUUUCUACUUGGUUAAAAAUUGUUAAUUAUUCUGCAUAUAUGUAAUUGCAAAUGAAGUACAAUACAAUUUCAGGAUCAUUAUUAGGUGUUUUGGUGUGGGGAAGUAGGCGGAAAGGGGGGAAUUAAGAGAAGAAAAGUUACAGUCAGGGAGAGGAAAGCAGCAAAAAUACCUUCCUUCCUUCCUUCCUUCCUCUUCUUUCCUACCUCCCUAUCCGACCUAUCCUUAGGAAGGGCUAAUAAUGAACUUUUGUGAAGUAUUGUGUUGUAGUUGAUAUUUUGAGAGUAAAAACUUUGAGAGUAAAAGUGUCUUAUCCUGUCACUGUGUUUAACCCUUUGAAUACCAAUGAUGCAUAUACGCAUAAUUAAUGGUUGUGCUCUUUGUACCACUUGUGACGUCAUCAAUUUAAAUGUCAUCAGAUAUUCUUGAUAAGCAGAUAGUAGAACUAGGUUAGGCCUUUCCGUACAAUGGUCAGGUUUAGAUAUUGACGACAUUCCAACGUUGUAAAUCAAAAAACAACGUUAUCGAUCAGUUUUAGUGCAGAAACGGUGGUAAAAUGGUCCACUAUGCCUAUGAUUGAUCAGGGUCCAUUUCUAGGCUUCGCCCGUAAUUAACA
Orbicella faveolata is the source of this 1750-nucleotide messenger RNA. RefSeq lists its product as uncharacterized. Gene Ontology annotation, molecular function: ADP-ribose diphosphatase activity; NADH pyrophosphatase activity; NAD binding. The record is from RefSeq and is a predicted model, not a curated record. NCBI's taxonomy places the organism in Eukaryota, Metazoa, Cnidaria, Anthozoa, Scleractinia, Merulinidae.